This is a messenger RNA of Acanthochromis polyacanthus (spiny chromis), 1144 nucleotides long. It is a transcript of the gene znf706, whose product is annotated as zinc finger protein 706. The record is from RefSeq and is a predicted model, not a curated record. NCBI's taxonomy places the organism in Eukaryota, Metazoa, Chordata, Actinopteri, Pomacentridae. The coding region runs from base 136 to 366 and encodes 76 amino acids. The transcript has 3 exons.
AAAUAUCUGAGUCUUGUGAGCUUGUGAGUGUCCCUGAAUGCAGCAUCGACGGUUCACUUGUCAGUGAGAACCGAGCAGCUGUCAUAUUUGUGUGUGGGCACAUUUCAAACGACACGUCCUCUUAUUUAAAACAGGAUGGCACGGGGGCAUCAAAAGAUUCAGUCCCAGCAAAAAAAUGCCAAGAAACAGGCGGAGAUGAAGAAGGCCAAGGGUCAUGAUCAAAAGACGGCAGCCAAGGCGGCGCUAGUGUUUACCUGCGCUGUGUGCAGGUCCCAGAUGCCUGAUCCAAAAACCUUCAAGCAACACUUUGAGAGCAAGCACCCAAAAUCCCCUCUGCCCCCUGAGCUGGAAGGAGUAGAGGCAUAAGCGAUCACCACCUGGACACCGAACUCUCCAAGGCCCUGUACCAACUCUGCACUUGUCAGUCUGACAGCAUUGGAUGAUUUGAUGUAACCAACAUGAAGCUUCAUUUAUCCUUUAACAGGACAGAUUGCCGUUGAUGCAAUGCUUCCUCCCAUCCCGUCCUAUGUGCUUGUGUUUAAAAACAUGCAGAGCUAGACUCAAAUGCAGUUUUGAUGUCAGGGCCGCUGUAGACCUGUACGAUCUAUGAACAAUGAAAAGGGGUGAAAGAUGAUUCCUCUCCUUUAAUUUCACACAGUUUCUCACAACUGCCCUGGUGUGUUGUGCAUAUAGGAAUAUUUCUCGCUGCUAGCUCUUGUACCUCUUUUAUCCAAAGCUUUUGUGGAUUGAUCGAACCUCUAUAGAUAAACACAGCGACUGAGGUAAACUGUGGAUUUGGCUUGGGUGGGAGAAUUAAAGUUAAGGCAGUGACAAAAGUGACCUCAUCCGUUUUGUUAGUGCUUUGAGUAUUGAAUCAAAAGGAGGCUGUGACGCUCAGCUGUUCACCGUGUAACUCCUCCACAGCGCUGUCUGCCCUGUUAUACUGCAAUCUUUAAUAGAGCUAAUCAGAGAAUUUCAUGUUGGGUCACAAAAAUGUGAAAUCUGUCAGCCAUUUGCAAGCGGCUACAAUGAAUUGUACGUUAGUUAAAUUUUAUGGGAGCUCGCCAGCAACAUAUAUGCUCGGAAAAUGAAUGUAUGCUCCAAUGAUGUAUUAUACCAUUUUAAUAAAUUUUACUUUGUUGUA